This is a messenger RNA of Rhineura floridana, 1766 nucleotides long. Its product is annotated as pantetheinase-like. Gene Ontology annotation, molecular function: hydrolase activity, acting on carbon-nitrogen (but not peptide) bonds, in linear amides. Bases 95 to 1597 code for a protein of 500 amino acids. Lineage: Eukaryota; Metazoa; Chordata; Lepidosauria; Squamata; Rhineuridae. The record is from RefSeq and is a predicted model, not a curated record. The transcript is spliced from 8 exons.
CACAUUUGCACUGACAGCUUUCAUCUGGACUACUUUUGAGACUUGUCUAAGCAGGUUCUUCACAGAAACUUAUUCAGUCGACAUAGCUCUAGUAAUGCUUUCCUUUGCAUCCCUGCGGCAUGUUUUUGUUUAUAUUCUCCUGGUGGGCCCAAGGGUCUUUGCCUCGGACAAAUACAUUGCAGCAGUGUAUGAGCACGUGGUGAUGUUGCCAGGAAUUACCCUAAAGCCUGUUUCUUCUGAAGAGGCCUUAAAAUUGAUGAACAAAAACAUGGACAUCUUGGAAAAGGCUGUCAAAGGGGCAGCAAAGCAGGGUGCACGCAUCAUUGUGACUCCUGAAGAUGGCAUAUAUGGUUUUCGCUUCACAAGGGAAGCACUUUAUCCAUACCUUGAAGAUAUUCCAGAUCCACAGGUCGACUGGAUUCCAUGUACUGCCCCAGAAAGAUUUGGAUCCACCCCAGUGCAAGAAAGACUGAGUUGUCUGGCAAGGCACAACUCUAUCUAUGUGGUUGCCAAUAUUGGGGAUAAGAAACCUUGUAACCACACUGACUCCAAAUGCCCUAGUGAUGGUCACUAUCAGUACAAUACAAAUGUCGUCUUUGACUCAAAUGGAAAACUGGUAGCACGCUACCACAAGUUCAAUCUUUUUAUGGUAGAACAUCAGUUUGAUUUCCCUCAGGAGCCUGAAUUUGUGACCUUCAGUACUGACUUUGGGAAAUUUGGCCUUUUCACAUGCUUUGAUAUCCUGUUUCAUGAUCCUGCGGUAGCCCUGGUGAGCAAGCACCAUGUGGACACUAUUCUUUUCCCGACAGCUUGGAUGAAUGUUCUCCCACAUUUAACAGCUGUUGAAUUCCAUUCAGCAUGGGCUAUGGGCAUGCAAGUCAAUGUUCUGGCAUCAAAUACUCAUAGUUGUGACUUGAACAUGACAGGUAGUGGUAUCUAUGCACCGGAUGGAUCCCGAGCAUAUCAUUACGAUGCAGAAUCGAAAAAUGGACAUCUUCUGAUUGCAGAGCUCUAUUCCCAUCCUUCCCUUUCUCCUACCCAUCCUUCAUCUGUUAACUGGAGCUUAUAUGCCACAACUAUCAAACCAUUCCCUGAGGACCAUAAUUUUACAGGAUUAAUUUUCUUUGAUGAAUUCACUUUCUCUGAACUCACCAAAGAAGCUGGCAAUUUUACGGUUUGCCAGAAAGACCUCUGCUGCCAUUUGAGCUACAAAAUGACAGAAAAGCGAGAAGAUGAGGUCUAUGUGCUAGGUGCAUUUGAUGGCCUUCAUGAGGUCGAAGGACAAUACUACUUACAGAUAUGCACAUUGCUGAAAUGUGGAAGUACAGACCUAAAAACCUGUGGCCAGUCUGUGACAACUGCUCAUACCCAUUUUGAUUCAUUUUCUCUCAGUGGCACGUUUAGCACAAACUACGUCUUCCCAGAAGUCCUGCUUAGUGGAGUUCAGUUAGCACCUGGAGAGUUUCAGGUUUUGAGUGAUGGACAGCUGAUUAGUCAGAAUGGUACAUCAAAGCCAGUCUUAACAGUGACACUUUUUGGGAGGUGGUAUGAAAAGGAUCCUCCACAUCUCCACAUCUACAGCAGUAGGAUUCUCUGAGAUGUUCUGAGGAAGAUGCUUUGCCAUUGCCAUUGUGAAUAGACAUGAAUGGCUUAUUCUUAACUUUUUUCUUUUGUCAACUAUCACUGGAAUUUAAGUACUGAAUUCUAUAUGACCUUGAAAACAGCCGUUAUUUUUUCAGGACACUAAUAAAAGACCAAACAAUUCA